Temnothorax curvispinosus is the source of this 1728-nucleotide messenger RNA. RefSeq lists its product as uncharacterized. Bases 1 to 1728 code for a protein of 575 amino acids. NCBI's taxonomy places the organism in Eukaryota, Metazoa, Arthropoda, Insecta, Hymenoptera, Formicidae. The transcript has a single exon. The record is from RefSeq and is a predicted model, not a curated record.
AUGACGAGCAACGACGAGUACAAGCGCAAGUUUAUACGGGCACGGAUGGCCGCCAUGACACAUUUAUCGACUGUUGCGAACAAUACCGGGAAUAACAAUGCGAAUUCGACAGUCGAUAACACACAUCCCAGUGCGCAACCUAUGAUAAAACUGCCGAAGAUCGAACUUAGAAAAUUUAGUGGGGACGUGAAAGACUGGCUGCCUUUCUGGUCGCAAUUCAAGAAGAUACACGAGGAUGCUGCCAUCAACAAAGGAAACAAGUUCCAAUAUCUUCUACAGGCGAUAACAGCACAGUCGCGUGCAGCCGAGCUAAUAGACAGUUUUCCUCCCAUGGAAGAAAAUUAUGACAGUGCGAUCGAGAGUUUAAAGAAUCGUUUCGGCCGAGAUGAAAUGCUUGUGGAAGUGUACGUGCGCGAGCUUCUCAAGCUAGUUAUGCAAAAUGUCCUGAAGCCGGAUGAUCGAAUGCCAUUGUCUAGUUUGUAUGAUAAGAUAGAGGCUCAGCUAAGAGCACUCGAAACGCUCGGGGUCACGUCGGAUAAGUGCGGCGCCAUGUUACUCCCGCUUGUCGAGUCCUCAUUGCCCGAAGAACUUUUACGUGCUUGGCAGCGUCAUCCAGUGCCGGUCGGGGCAGAUGGGGAACGAAGAGAAGAACGACUCACACAGCUGAUCAAGUUUCUGCGAUCCGAAGUAGAGAAUGAAGAAAGAAUAUCUAUCGCGAUGCACGGUUUCGAUUUGAAGAAGGAUGAGCCCAAAACAUCGAAACAAAAACAACGCUCGGAGCAAGCAAAAGGUACGCCGUCUGCUAUAAGCCUACACGCACAGGGAAAGCCGAAUAAACCGAUAGACUGUGUAUUCUGUGAAAAAGAGCACGCGAGUGUAAAGUGUGAAAAAGCGCGAAAAAUGACAUUGGACGAGAAAAAAUCGUUAUUACAACAAAAGAAUGCGUGUUUUAACUGUCUAAAAAUCGGUCAUCAGAGUCGCGUGUGUCGGGGUAGUCAAAAGUGUGCGAUGUGCAGUCGACGGCACGUGGUGAUAAUGUGUCCGGAUAUAAUCAACCGAGGGGAUGCAACGGUGUCAACUAAUGCAGACGAUGGAAAAGAAAAGGUACUGUCGAAUUCCAAUCAAACUAGAGAAGCGGACGUAAUUUUACAGACGUUACAUGCCAAGAUUCGUAAUGGCAAGGAAGAACGUGUAGUGUGGGUGUUUUUCGAUCAAGGUUCCACUCGAUCUUACGCUACUAAGGACAUUAUUCGUCAGAUGAAAUAUGAAGCGAUCAGUGAACACAAGCUCAAACACUCGCUUUUCGGAAACGUUACGUCUGCGGUCAAGAGUCAUAAGAAGUAUGUGGUUCAUCUGUGUAGUCUGGACAACAGUUAUUCGUGCAACUUCAAAGUGUUCGACGAAGAGGAAAUAUGCGCAGAAAUUCCUCUGUGGGAAAAACAACCAUGGAUGGAUGAAUUGAAGGAGAUGGACAUACAACUCACUGAUGGACCGUUUAAAUGCGACUACGCUGCACCGAUCAAAAUUCUCAUUGGGGCAGAUAUAGCAGGAAAACUGAUGACCGGUCGUACUAAACAACUCAGGUGUGGAUUGACAGCAGUUGAGACAAGUCUCGGCUGGACGCUGAUGGGCCAGGUUCCGAAUAUGUUACGGACGGUCUCGCCGAGCAGGCGAUUUCCAUGUUUCAACGUGAAGCCUGUGUAUCUGAUCUUUGGGAACUGGAUGUGA